AUGGCAGCUUUUUUGGGCAAUCAUGCAGUUUUGGCGCUCAUUAAAAAUUAUGUCCCUCUGGAAGCUGUCACUUAUUACACAAAACCAAUGGGCCUUGAAAAGGAAGCAAAGCUGUCCAGUGAAGUUGCCAAUCCCCUUUAUGAUUUGAUCAUGCAGGUAAACCUUCAUCCUGUAAGGAUUGCCAUGUACCUUGAGAGGUCGGAAGUGAUUCGCAAGCAUAUCAGCAGUGCUUAUAAAGUUUUGGAUUUGAUGUGCGAGAAGGAGAGCAAGCGGGCAGAAGGAGUUAAUGAAGUAAGACAAUAUUUGAUGGGCUGUGUUCAGCGGACCCGGGUCUCAGAAAGUGUGUGUCACAAUUCUCUAAAUAAGUACAAGUGUGGCGUUGGGGCUCGCCGCAAGCAGCAACACCUCUCUUCACGCUGGAUUUUUGAAAAGUUUCAAAAAACAAAAAAGGGAAAAUAUUCCCAAAAGCCAAAUAUAACCCGCGGCUCGCUGAGUUUCCCUGCCCGUGAAUCCCUGCAUGGGGAGGACACCCCACACUGUGGUACGCUUGCACCCCCAAAAACCCUUACUUGA
Penaeus monodon (black tiger shrimp) is the source of this 573-nucleotide messenger RNA. Its product is annotated as ankyrin repeat and MYND domain-containing protein 2-like. The record is from RefSeq and is a predicted model, not a curated record. NCBI's taxonomy places the organism in Eukaryota, Metazoa, Arthropoda, Malacostraca, Decapoda, Penaeidae. The transcript has 4 exons. The coding region runs from base 1 to 573 and encodes 190 amino acids.